CAACGCGAUUGGAAUAGCAAAACACAACAAACCAGACCUGGAAAUUUCGAUUUGUUAGUUUUCGCCAUUUUUCGUUAUUUUAUUGUACCCAGGGUACAUUUGAACGGCUGUAAGCAAUGAAUGGGCAAACGAGUAAACCUUUUAAGCUGAGGAAAAGCUUCUCGGCGAGGAAAAGGGAUUCAGAAUCUAUCGUUCGGCAAUAUCCCGACAAAGUGCCGGUCAUCGUGGAAAGACUGAAAACGGAGAAAAAUUUGCCAGUCCUCGAUAAAAUAAAAUACCUAGUUCCCGCAGAUCUGACAAUGAGCAGCUUGUCAAGCAUCAUAAGGAAAAGGCUUCAGCUGAGUCCAACCCAGGCAUUCUUCCUUCUUGUAAAUGAGAAAAACCUAGUCAGCAUAUCGAUAACAGUUGGAGAGGUUUACAAGGAUGAAAAAGAUGAAGAUGGAUUUAUUUACAUGGUGUAUGCUUCACAGGAGACCUUUGGUUCUUGAAUUGUUUAGUUUGCUACACCAAACAGUUUGUAAGUCAUGCUACAACUCACACAUGUACAAAUGUACUUGAGACAUUUGUAAAGUUAACUGUAAAUUAGGGUGAGGUCAAUGUAUUUAUAUUUACUGUAGAAUUGUAUUUAGACAGAUGCUAAACUGCGGAACCAAUGUAUUAUACAUAAUGUAAAAAGGCUUAUUAAUAUAUCUAAUACUUGCUUUUACAAAUACCAUACCUUAAAAAGGAAUUAUGGUUUUCUUUGGUUGGGCUACUAAAGUAAAAUUAUUGGUUGCUUAAUCUAAAAUAUGAUGGCAGAAAGUAAGAUAGAGCCAAAUAGCAUCAUGUAUUAUUUUUUUGACUAAUAACAGGUUUGAACAAUGCCAAGGUGAAAAUGGUAGAGAAAAUGGGAAUUGAAAUGACUAUGCAAUUUAUUAAUUGAUAAUAAGUGGUAUUUUGUACAAUCUUUCAAAAUUUAUUUUCCUCUUUUACUUGAUAAGUAUUAUCUGCCAGUUUGUGUUUUCAGUAAGAUUGUCACCAAAACUUUUUUUCUUCCAUUAUAACUAUUCUGCCAUGUCAACUCUUUGAGUAUAUCUUUUCAGAAGACAUGACACAAAUUUGGAAGAAAUAAUUAUUCCUAGAACUUGUUUGUUGAAGUAUGAAUAUUAAUUUCAUAUAACAGGGGUGUACACUUUUUAUGGUUUUUAAUUCAAUAAGCAAUUAAAUUUAUGGUGUAUUGCAAUGUGCUGCAGUAAGUUUUAAUACUUCAGGAGCACUAUCAAGGACGGUCUUGCUACCCCACUGGAAUUGACUGUAUCAUUGCCAAAUGUAGCACUUCUCUGGAAUGGAAAUAAAGCAUCAAACAAUUUGAUACUGA
This is a messenger RNA of Stylophora pistillata, 1357 nucleotides long. Its product is annotated as microtubule-associated protein 1 light chain 3 alpha. NCBI's taxonomy places the organism in Eukaryota, Metazoa, Cnidaria, Anthozoa, Scleractinia, Pocilloporidae. The record is from RefSeq and is a predicted model, not a curated record.